AGAGAUAAAAAUUGUAUUAUGGUUAAUCGUCUCUUCCCCGGACUGUGGUUGGACUGUUGUCUGCUUAUACCGCAAGAGCAGAAAAUCAAACCGAAACGCAUUGAGUAUGACAUGCGUGCACUGGAUCAUAAUCGGCCAGGCACAUUGGCUUUCUCGCUAGAUAAUCAGGAUGCUUUGCAUAAGGACGCCUUGAAAUUCUCCAUAAGUCUCAAGCCAUUGCAGGUGUUAAAUGGCAAACGUGUGGCCUUCGGUGUGGUGAGCAGUGGCACAAAGGUGUUGGACUCCAUGCAAGUCUUUGGCAUGAAGAAGAGUGGCAAGCUGACGAAGAGCAUCAUAAUUAGCGAUAUGGCUUUGCUAGUUUAGUGGUACGUGUUGCACCACUUUGUACAAAUAUUAAUUUCUAGUCUCUUUGUAAAUUAUUUGUAAAAAUUUAAAAAAUUCUAAAAAGA
Bactrocera oleae (olive fruit fly) is the source of this 449-nucleotide messenger RNA. NCBI's taxonomy places the organism in Eukaryota, Metazoa, Arthropoda, Insecta, Diptera, Tephritidae. The record is from RefSeq and is a predicted model, not a curated record.